Messenger RNA from Spinacia oleracea (spinach), 1377 nucleotides. Its product is annotated as protein FAR-RED IMPAIRED RESPONSE 1-like. The transcript has 3 exons. The record is from RefSeq and is a predicted model, not a curated record. Bases 1 to 1377 code for a protein of 458 amino acids. Lineage: Eukaryota; Viridiplantae; Streptophyta; Magnoliopsida; Caryophyllales; Amaranthaceae.
AUGGGAGGGAAUAAGAGCGGGGUGAAAGACAGUGAAACGGGCAAAUUGAAUUCCCUGAGGACCUAUGUUUGGAGGUGUGAGUGUCAUGGACGGCCAAAAUACCGGCGGAUGGUGAAUGGAAGGGUAGUUACCUGCGUAGAGGAACCAAUUCUUAAGAGGAAGACGAAGAAGUGUAGUUGCCCUGUUAUGCUAUAUGGUGCUCGGACGAAAGAGAAUUUAUGGGUUGUGAAGAGUGUUGUUACUGAACAUUUGAACCACAUUCCCACUCCUACCAAGUCCAACCAUAUAUCCAUGUUCCGGGUCAGGAAAAUAACUCAAACAAUCCUGAAACAGAUUGAAAAUGAUAACGAUUCAGGUGCACAUGUGGCUCAGAUUUUCAAUAACUUAGCGGGAAGAAGGAAUGGUGUAGAGAAUAUUGGUUUUACGAAGAAAGACGUGCAUAAUAUUUUGAAUAGGAGGAUGCGAUUGAGGCUACGAGAUGGGGAUGCUGUUGCAAUGAUAAAUUAUUUAGAUAAAAUGACAAAGGAUAAUCAAAAAUUUUUCCAUCUCCACCGGCUUGAUAAAAUAGGGAAGUUGCAGGAUGUAAUGUGGGUUGAUGCUCGUAGCAGAGCCGCGUAUGAGUAUUUUGGGGAUGUCGUUUGUUUUAACUCCACGUACUUGACAAACAAGUAUGAGUUGCCAUUUUCGAACUUUGUUGGGGUGAAUCACCAUGGGCAAACAAUUUUGCUUGGAUGUGCAUUAGUGUCUCAUGAAACCGCGGAAAGGUUUGUUUGGCUAUUUAGGGCAUGGUUGUCUUGUAUGGGGGGUAAAGCUCCCGCUGCUAUUAUGACCGACCAGGAUGCGGCUAUGAGGAAGGAAAUUAGAAUAGCAAUGCCAAUGCCUAAAACCAGACAUCGUUGGUGUAUGUGGCAUAUUAUGCAGAAGUUCAGCCGAAAAUUGGGUUCGAUGACUGAUUUUCCCCAAAUAAAAGUUGCCCUACAGAAUGUCAUAUACAACAGUUUGACCCCUGUUGAAUUCGAAGAAGGUUGGGCUGAAGUGGUGGAAACUUUCAAGCUGAAGGAGGCUAAGGAAUGCUACAAGUGGCUAGUAGGUAUUGAUCAUGGUAUUUCAUAUAUGGCAUUGUCUUUGCGAGAAAUGUGGAUACCUGCAUAUGUGAAGCAUAUUUUUUGGGCGGGGAUGCAGACGACUCAGAGGGUUGAGAGUAUUAACAGUUUCUUCGACGGGUACUUGAAGAAGAAUACGAGAUUAUAUCAGUUUUCUCCUAGGUACUGCAAGGCCAUGGAAAGUAGGGCCAAUGAUGAAAAAUCUGCUGAUGUGAACUGCUGUCGUUUUACUCGGUCUUUGGUUGGAGAGUUUGCUGUGGAGAGGAAGUUCUAG